Bombus huntii is the source of this 4098-nucleotide messenger RNA. It is a transcript of the gene Dmtn, whose product is annotated as transmembrane and coiled-coil domains protein 2. The record is from RefSeq and is a predicted model, not a curated record. Gene Ontology annotation, cellular component: endomembrane system. The transcript is spliced from 11 exons. Bases 561 to 2306 code for a protein of 581 amino acids. NCBI's taxonomy places the organism in Eukaryota, Metazoa, Arthropoda, Insecta, Hymenoptera, Apidae.
AUUAAAAACAUAUGUAAAUAAAGUCCAUUAAACUUAUAUAAAUGCGAAGUGACACGUAUACUGCUAGAUACGGUAGUGCAAUACCAAUCGCAUCUCCAUAGAAAAUAUCCCUAGGAGUCGAAAGAUCAGUCGGUGCAAGUGGUAAUAUAUCGGUUUUGUUUACCCCCUCCUCUACGUUCGUUGCUCUGUGUUCCGUUUGGCGUAUUCCACUGUCGAGUUGUGAAGUAACGAAGCGGUUUCGCCGAAUGUGUCGCACCGUGUGCGUGUUCCGUCAUGCUCCUGAAUGAGUUUACUGUCGAUUAAGUGCCUAAAGACGAAAGAAUGUAUCACGUUUGUUGAUAUUAGAGUGGCUAGUGCUACGAUGUCGAAUGGUGCACGAUGACACGCCCGUGAAAAACGAUAACAGAGCCUAUUAUUUGAUUGACCAAAGAGACAAUUGAGAAAAACGCAAUACGCGAAAAGGAGCCCUGCUUUGUGUAUUCCCAGUGUGACAUUCGUUGAAAUAAAAACCAUGCUUCAACCAAGAGCUACAUACAUCAGGCGAUAAAGAAGCAAAAGGAAUGGCUAAUUUGAUGAUAACUACGUCAAGUAAGAAUAGUUCACGCAGUACAUCACCUAACAGAGGAAAUACAUUGACCUCACCUCAACCAUUUUCAGCUACUUUGGAACAUAUUUCAAAAGCACGUAAUGCUUCACUUUCCCAAACAGGGGAGGGUAGUACAGGCAGUGGAAGUAGUGGUGGUGGAGGCAGCUUCAGCAUGAAAGGUAGUAGGCAAAAAUCACCAGGAACUGUGAUUCGAGUAGAUGCUAUGGAUGAACCAAAUACCAAUUUAAUCACUGCCGAACAAGACGAGUUUGUGCCAAAUAUUCACCUACCAGCCGAUGACGAAGGAGAACAAUAUCAUGCAACACAAUCGUUCCUAUCAAAUGGCUCCUCUGAAUUAAUAACUGAUGAUGUUGACUCUAACUCUGCUCGUGUUUGUCAAGCUAUUGAGCAUAUCCAAAGUAAAAUUGCUAAAACACGAGAACUUAUAAGAAUAGAACAAACCACACGUGAUGAAAAUGUAAAUGAAUAUCUAAAAUUAGCUGCCAAUGCAGACAAGCAGCAGCUUACUCGAAUCAAAGCAGUAUUUGAAAAGAAAAAUCAAAAAUCAGCGCACAGUAUUUCUCAACUCCAAAAAAAAUUGGAUAGUUAUACAAAAAAAUUAAAACAUUAUGAAUUAAAUGGUGCACCUACAAGUCACAGACAACCCAGAGAAGUGCUUCGGGAUAUGGGACAAGGACUUAAAAACGUGGGUGGCAAUAUUAGGGUUGGAAUCAGUGGUUUUUCAGGAAGUGUAAUGUCCAAACCAAGAGAAUUUGCACAUUUAAUAAAAAACAAAUUUGGCAGUGCAGAUAACAUAAAUACUUUAUCUCAUGGCUCAACUUUUUAUGUAAACGAUACACCGCGUGCAGGUAAUGGAGAUAACGCUAGUGUUGAAGAUGAAAAGGCUCAUCAUGGAUCAGCGACGCUGCCUGGUGGGUGUAGUUUGGGAUCAACUCAUAGUGCUGCGGCAAUGAAAUUUCCAUCCGAAGAAGGAUCCGAAUGCUCUAGUGUUACAAGUGAAAGCGGACCUGGUAGUAGGGGGCAAGCACACACAUGUCACAGUAGUAAUAAUGCUGCACUUAGUCUUAAAUCUAUUUUCUCUGAACUACAAGAACAUAGAGAAAAUUUGGAGAGAAUGAAAGAUAAAUUAGAAGGUUUGAAGAGUUUGCAACAAGAAGUGACAUAUCUUUCCCAUGCUUUGCAAGAGGAACGUUUUAGAAGCGAGCGUCUGGAGGAACAAAUUAACGAUUUAACUGAACUGCACCAAAAUGAAGUAGAAAACUUGAAACAAACUAUAACAGAUAUGGAAGAAAAAGUGCAAUAUCAAAGUGAAGAUCGAUUAAGGGACAUACACGAAAUGUUGGAGAGUUGUCAAACUAAAAUUUGUAAAAUGGAACAUCAACAACAACAACAUCAACAAUAUGUCACUUUAGAGGGUCUGGAUAAUAGCAAUGCAAGGGCGUUGGUUGUAAAGCUCAUAAACGUAGUAUUAACUGUGUUGCAAGUUAUUCUACUUCUUGUUGCAACAGGUGCUGGUAUAAUGAUGCCUUUCCUUAGGACCAGUUGUACUAAGCCUCAUUGUUUCAUGUGCAGGGUGCGCAUAUUAACAACUACGUUUGUUGUAUUGGGCAUAGUAUUUGUGCUCAAACAAUGGCCUGAGGUUCACGACGUCGGCAGUCACCUCAUGCGCCAUCUUAAACAGACUCUCGCCGUCAAGUAGCAUCGGUGGUAUACUUAAAUUUACCAUACCCUGUGAUGAAGAAAAAUUGUACACAAUGAUCAACAUUUUGGACCCAUUUAUCAGUGCUGUAGUUUUGGAGCAAUAAUAGUAGGUAUAUGCGUAAAUGACUUCAUUUAUAUUUUAAAUUUGAUCAUGUUCACUACUAUUAUAUUGAAUCAGACGAGUAAUUAAAUCUAUUUGAUACUGUUAAUAGAAUUACAAUACACAAAACAUAUUUUGCUGUGCAAAGUGUUUCACUUAGGAAGAAGAGAUUUAGUAGAAAUAAUAAACAUAAAAAUGUCUUUUGUCCCUUAUGCAAAUGUUAUAAAUUUAUUUUGCGAUAUUUUUAUCUUUAUUUGACUAAUUUUGCUAAAAAAUAAUACGUAAUGAUUAUGAUUUAUGAUAAGAAAAUAAAAAUUUCCAUGAAACAUGAAAGAGGCAGUAAAUAUGUAACGCUGUACACUGAUAUUGCUUGAUUACAUACGGCACAUUGUUAGAAGAAUUUACUCUAAUGUCAUGCGAUUAAGUUCAUUUUUACACGAAUCAUCAAUUAGCAUGAAAUUUAAAAAAAAAAAAAUAUUGAACAAGCGAAAGUACUGAUUAAAAGAUAGAAAAGAAAAUUGUUCUAUCAUUAGUGUCUGUGGGAGGUGUUACCACCAUUUUUGGAAUUAUAGUUCGUACAUUUGAUAUUCUAGUAAAUUUAAAUUUGUGUAAAUUUAUCAAAAUGCACAUUUUGAAAUAAAAUAUUUAUAAUUACAAUCGUCCAAUUGCUAAACAAUGAUAUAAAUUAAGAAAGCAAGAGAACACUUAAAUAACUGUAGAUAUUCUUCAUGUCAAAAUGUAUAAAAUAUGUGAUAUAUUCCUUAGUGUUGGCAAUGAGGUGGGGUAAUUUGAUUCUUAUAUGUAAGUUACAAAUUAUACAUUCAUGAGAAUACAAAAAUGUAAAGGUGAAUAGAAGUACUUUUAGAACACUUAACAUCAAAAGAGGACCAACAUGUUUCAUUCCUCUUAUUCUACAUAUAACGUUAAUUUGUUUCACAUACGACGUAAGAAGGAUACACCUUUUGAAAUAAAUAGCAUUAACUGUUAUUUGUACUCUCACGAAUGUUUUAAACCACCACAGACACAAGAAUGCAUACAUAUUAUAUUGAAUAUAAAGAAAUGAACCAUGACAGAUGUUGAAAUGAGAGAAAGACUGAUGGACUACAUCGCUGUUACAGUUGUGAGUAAUUUAAUAUUUGUGGCAACUUUGUGUUGUUAUUCAUUUAAAAAAAUGUUAAAACAGUAAAAUGAUUGAGAAAAAAUUUUUUUUGAAGUGCAACGGUAAUUACAAAAUGGUACAAUUAUACAAAAAGAGAUAAUUCUUAAAUUAACAUAGGUGCUCAAAUCUGUGAGUGUAUAAAAUAUUUUGGUCUACAUAAUUUUUUGAUUCUAUUAUCGCUACUUAAUGGCGAAAUAUCAUUUAUUUCACUAAUUUUCUAAUUUUCAUCUUUCUGCAAGCACAGUAUCACGAAAUAUAAAGUUUCAUAGCCUAAUAUUAUUUUGUGAAUAUGUGACAAGUAAAGAAAGAAAUUAUUUUUCGAUAAUUAUAAUCUUUUUUUAUUGCUUAAUACGUAAAAUUCUCUUUAUGUUUUAUAUAAAUGCGUAGUUUCUAAUUUGUAUUAAGUUCAUGCAUUAAGAUUUUUGUUAUAUGUUGGAUUAUGUACCGUUAUCGUUUAGUUGACCUUGAUAAGAUAUGAGAAAUUGUUUUUAAUUGACAAACAAAAUCUGUAAAUAAAAUAAUGUUUAUGUA